GCCAUAUAUGUGUGUGGGCUUGGAAUUGAUUGCUAACAUGUCGUUGAGUCGUGUCUCAGGGAUACGUAAUGGACAGCUAAGGGAUUUGGCCAAGAAGGCCAGUUCGGCGGAAACGCUGCCGACACUCGUCAGAACAUCCAGCACAAGCCGCUGCUUCCACUUCCGCUACAUGGAGCUGUGCCGCGCCAAAAAUCUGGCACCAUUGCCGGAAAUACGGAACAAGUCCAAGGAGAACACCCUGCUGGAGCUCUUCGCGGACAAGCUGACUGUUAACGACUGGAUGAUGGUCAUCGAGGCGCUGCAACAUGACAUCGUCCUGCAGAGCAUGGUGCUGCACAUGCGACGCUCCUAUCCAAACAACACAAUUGAGCCCAUCGAUACGGAGAAUCGGGCCCGACUCUUCCGACAGCGUCCGGUGGUAUUCACACGCUUCAUUUUCCGCGGCCUCGUCGAGGCCAUUGCCAAUUGUGUGUCCACCAAUAAGAAUCUCACAGUGCUCAAGCUGGAGGGUCUGCCCCUUUGUAACGGCUACAUUGAGGCUAUAGCCAAGUCGCUGGCCGCCACCGAUUCCCUGGAGACCUUGAGCUUUCGCAGGUCCAGCAUUGGGGACAAGGGGUGCGAGAUGGUCUGCAACACGGCCAAGUACCUCAAUCGGAUUGCAUUCUUCGACCUCUCCGAGUGCAACAUCAGCUCAGAGGGGGCCUUCCACGUGGCCAAUAUGAUCAAGAUGCAAAAGAUAUUGCAAUACACAGAGGGAUGGGAAAAGUCUCUGCGCUACCAGACGCUCGAUGUCGGAUCCAUUUUGGGUUUGCGCACGAUCAUUCUCGCAAACAAUCCGAAUAUCGGUGACCAGGGCCUGCGAUGCAUUGCCGAGGUGCUGAAGGAGGAUGCCUGGAUAAAGAUUGUCGACAUGCAGGGCUGUGGCCUGACGGACAUUGGAGCCAAUCUCAUACUCGACUGCCUGGAUCUGAACAGUGACAUCCAGGAGUUCAAUGUACAGAACAACGAGGGGAUCAGCCACUUCCUGCAGCGUAGCAUUCGCGAGCAACUGGGCAUUCCACAAUUCGAGAAGAAGCCGGAGCCGGAAUACGAUCUCAGCUGCUUCAAGGGGCUGCAGAGCCUGCCCAAGGGCCAGCGGUUCACCAUCAGCCAGCUGCUGCAGCACAUCAAGAUCCUUGAGCAGCAGCUCUCCUUCGAACGGGUUCUACGCAAGAAGGCCGAGAGGCUGAAUGUAAAGCUCAGCAAUCAACUAAUGAGCAGUGAUGCCCACCUUACCUCCGACAAGUUCACGGAAACAUCGCCCACCCACAUGCCCAACGAACAUCUGGAAUUGACGGAAACCCACAUAGAAUCACCAACGUAUCGCUCGUCGCAUGCCAGCAAGCUGGUCAACACUUCCGUCCCCACACCCGAAACGACUCCGCGCAGCGACUUGCCGACGCUGCGAAACGAUCCGCAGGAUUCGCAAUACUCAAGCCGACUGGAAUCGGAACAAACCACCGAGGUGGAGUCAAUGGAGGUCACCCCUUGCGAGGAAGAUCAGGUGGCUAUACGGACGUUGUUGCAGGUCCGAAAGGUGCGCAGCGAGAUGAAGUACGUGGAGCGUAACGUCAAAGAUAGUAACAAGAAUCACGAGUCAAGGUCGGAUCACGAAUUCGCCAAUGAGCGCCACUACAAGCUCAACGCGAUGGUGCGAUUCGAGCAGGACAUUGGGGACAGUGUCCAGGUGGGCGUGAAUAAGCAAGGACGGGAUCGUUAUGAGGGAGGUGGAGAUGGUAGCGUUACAAACAGGUACGACAGCGCGGUGAAGGCGAAGCGCGAUGCCGAGGAAAGAAGCCGCCUUCAGAAGAGACAGGUUGGGGAUGGCACCGGCAUCUGGAACCACAAUUUUAGCGUGGUCUUGGCCAAUAAUCGCGAGGCCAAUGGAAAAUGCAUACCAAAGCGCUGCAAAGGAACGCCCGAGUACGAACAAACUGAUGAAUAUAAGCAUAGGAAGGAACUACGCGACAAAGUGGAAACGUACAUAGGGCUGCAUGGUCCUGCAGUGUCAUCAGAGACGACGGCCGAUGGCUCCACCUCGGAGCCGGAAGUACCGAAUUCCAAAAUGUUGACGUCCGAGGAGUACCCCAGCAUGGUGGUCUUCAGGCGUCGCCGACACCCUGACAUAGUCAAGAAUGAUGGAAUGUCCAAGUUGUCGCCGCGUACUGCCUACUUAAGAUUGAAGAAAAUGAAUCGGGAGGCAAGUUCUUAGCGCAGCUCUACACUAGCAAUUUUCGGAACGCCGUGCGCUAGCCCCAAAAGCGAUGAAGAGUAAAAUUUCUAGUUUUACAUGCAUACCAGUCAGGGAGCCUCCACAGCUUUGAGUGCUCCUGCUGCCACCACGAAAUGAUUAUUGAACCGACUCCUUUCUAAUUAAAGAUUUUCAAUUUGUGAUGAC
This is a messenger RNA of Drosophila obscura, 2437 nucleotides long. Its product is annotated as protein Cep78 homolog. The transcript is spliced from 8 exons. The coding region runs from base 8 to 2251 and encodes 747 amino acids. The record is from RefSeq and is a predicted model, not a curated record. Gene Ontology annotation, cellular component: centrosome. Lineage: Eukaryota; Metazoa; Arthropoda; Insecta; Diptera; Drosophilidae.